CAAGAGCGGGAAGACAGUCGCGCUGAUCAGCGCGAUCCUGGAGCAGUAUCGCACGGCGGACGGUUCCAGCGUGUUUGAGCGCAUCUACAUCUUUUCGCCGAGCAUAGAGAUCGACGACGGCUGGAGGCCCGUCAAGGAGUUCAUAGAGAACGAGAUGGGUGUGAACACCGAACGGGAGCAGGUCUACUUCGACAAGUGGGACGAGGGGGCACUCAGAACGAUAAUCGAGCAGCAGAAGAAGAUAACGAAGACCUCCAAGCACUGGGGCGAAAAAACUCCGCUCCACCGCCGGACCGGGGACGGCGCGCUGGACACGCUGUUCAUCCGCGGCCGCCACAUGCAGAUCAGCACCUGGGUCUCGUCGCAGAAGCUGCGCCUGAUCAGCGCGGCCGUCCGCGUCAACACGCAGUUCAUCUGCAUCUGGCGGCUGCGCAACCAAUUGGAGCUGGAGGCGGUGCUGGAGGAAUUGACCGCCCUGCUGCCCAAGCAGGAGCUCCUGGCGAUGUACCAUGAGGCCACCAAGGGAGCCUUAUAG
Symbiodinium pilosum is the source of this 535-nucleotide messenger RNA. The record is from the annotation of a GenBank genome assembly. NCBI's taxonomy places the organism in Eukaryota, Dinophyceae, Suessiales, Symbiodiniaceae.